Molecule: messenger RNA, 2755 nt
Organism: Eremomyces bilateralis CBS 781.70
Lineage: Eukaryota; Fungi; Ascomycota; Dothideomycetes; Eremomycetales; Eremomycetaceae
Product: putative translation initiation regulator
Exons: 4
Coding region: 338-2602 (754 amino acids)
Molecular function (GO): ATP hydrolysis activity; ATP binding
Source: RefSeq, a predicted model, not a curated record
GAAAUCUAUCUCAACCACAAGGGAAUCUGUGAACCGCUCACUGCAUAUUCAGUGACAUCUCCUAUCCGACGGUGGUACAAUAUUUCAUUGUCCUCGUCCUGUCUUACGGAAGUACCCUCUGGCCAUCCUGUCUGUGAGCAACCCUAGCGGAGUUUGCUACUAGCCAGGGUCACCAUUGGACAACAUCACGGGUGGAAAUUUCAAUAUCUGUGCUCGACGCAAGGGGAAAUCACAAGAAAAAGGGUUAACGACCGAACGAGAUUUACUGCUCUUAAACGGUGACACUUAGACCAUAAGACACGGUACCGAUUAGAGCACCGUCCCCGAAUCAGGAACCAUGGAGGCCGAAAUUCAGGCCCAGAUCCCCAACAUUGACCCCAUCCUCUCGGAAUAUUCGGUCGGCUACCUCCACCACGCCUCCACUGCGUUCAUUUCCGAAUCCGACCUCUCCGGCGAGUCUCCCUUGGAUUCCGCCGCGGCGGACGUCACCGCCCUGCUGCUCUCCGCCUCCGGAGACCUGACCCAUCAAAAUGAGACGGCCAUCGCUCAGCUCGUGCAGAAACUCGCCGCCAGCCUCGCCGCCGAGAACGAUGCCGACGGCGAAGGUGGACGACGUAUCGCUCCUUCGGCGCGGAAGCUCGAGCAGGCCAUCCAUGUGGGCUCCCAGCGCAAUAUCUCAUCGACGCUGGGGCUCGCUGGGGGGAACGUGGAUCUGGAGUCGGCGGGGAGCCGGAAGGUCGAGUCACGGGUGGAUCGCAAGAAACUCGAGAAGGCCGAACGGAAGAUCCGCGCCAAGCAAGAUCGGAAGGUCAUGAAGAAUGUCGAGUACGAGGCGUCGCGGCUACUGAACCAGCCAAGCGAAACCCAGACGUACGAGGAGUUCUUCAUGGCGGUGAACCCGCUACAGCUAGGCUCGGAGAACAGCACUAAGAGCAAGGAUAUCAAGAUCGAUGGCAUCGACAUCACUAUCGGAGGCCUGCGGAUCUUGACCGAUGCCAAUCUCGGCCUGGCAUACGGAAGACGAUACGGUCUGGUUGGUCAGAACGGUAUCGGUAAGAGUACGUUGCUUCGCGCCCUCAGCCGGCGAGAAGUUUCGAUCCCAACCCAUAUCUCCAUCUUGCAUGUUGAACAAGAAAUCACCGGUGACGAUACGCCUGCUCUGCAGGCUGUCCUUGACGCUGAUGUUUGGCGGAAGCAUCUGCUGCGGGAACAGGACAAGAUCUCCACAGAGCUGUCGCAGCUUGAAGCGGAGCGGUCGACUAUGGCUGAUACCUCGGCGGACGCUGAAAAGCUGGAUGCGCGCCGAGAAGGGCUCGAUAUCACCUUGGCAGAUAUUCACUCCAAGUUAGCUGAGAUGGAGUCAGACAAGGCGGAGCCGAGAGCGGCCAGUAUCCUUGCUGGUCUCGGUUUCUCCCAAGAGCGACAGCAAUUCGCAACGAAGACCUUUUCAGGAGGUUGGAGAAUGCGUUUGGCCCUUGCACGAGCGUUGUUCUGCGAGCCCGACCUUUUGCUCCUUGACGAACCGUCCAACAUGUUGGAUGUCCCAUCGAUCACGUUCCUGUCAAACUACCUGCAAGACUACCCAUCCACAGUGCUUGUGGUCUCUCACGACCGCGCAUUCCUCAAUGAAGUUGCGACAGAUAUUAUCCAUCAGCACUCAGAGCGGCUGGAUUACUACAAAGGGGCUAAUUUCGAUUCGUUCUACGCCACCAAGGAAGAACGUCGGAAGACGGCAAAGAGGGAGUAUGAGAGCCAAAUGGCUGUACGAGCCCAUCUUCAAGCCUUUAUCGACAAGUUCCGCUACAACGCCGCAAAAUCGUCCGAAGCCCAAUCGCGCAUCAAAAAGCUGGAGCGCAUGCCCGUCCUUCAAGCGCCCGAGAAUGAGUACACCGUCCAUUUCCGCUUCCCCGAAGUGGAGAAGCUGUCCCCACCCAUCAUCCAGAUGAGCAACGUCAGCUUCGGUUACACACCCGACAACAUUCUCCUCAGCAACGUCGACCUCGACGUUCAACUCGACUCCCGCAUCGGCAUCGUCGGUCCCAACGGCGCCGGUAAGACCACCGCCCUCAAACUCCUGAUCGGCGCCCUCGCCCCGUCCAAAGGCAUCAUUUCCCAGAACCCUCGCCUCCGCAUCGGCUUCUUCGCCCAACAUCAUGUCGACGCCCUCGACCUCACCACCUCGCCGGUCGGCUUCAUGUCCGCCAAGUACCCCGGCAAGACCGACGAAGAGUACCGCCGCCACCUCGGUGCCUUCGGCCUCACCGGCAUGACUGGCCUCCAGAAGAUGGAGUUCCUCUCUGGGGGUCAGAAGUCCCGUGUCGCGUUCGCCUGCCUCUCGCUGCAAAAUCCGCACAUCCUCGUGCUCGACGAGCCGAGUAAUCAUUUGGAUAUCGAGGCGAUGGAUGCGCUGUCGACCGCGCUGCGGAAUUUCCAGGGUGGCGUGCUCAUGGUUAGCCACGACGUGACGAUGUUGCGGAAUGUGUGCACGGCGCUGUGGGUGUGUGAUAAGGGGACGAUUGAACAUUUCGAUGGGACGGUGGAGGAUUAUAAGAAAAGGAUUACUGCGGACGCAGACGCGGCGGGUGUGGUGCGAAAGCAUUAACCGUCUUGGAUAGAUUUCAGCUGUGGGCACUGCACCGCUGGCGUACGCUCCAUCCCAUAUAAGGGAGAAAGAUACCUAUAGACCUACCUAACUAAAUGGAAUAUGGUACACACCAAUCCUCUAUCUUGAGAAUAGAGUAGGCUUAAACAACGC